This is a messenger RNA of Capsaspora owczarzaki ATCC 30864, 3315 nucleotides long. RefSeq lists its product as hypothetical. The transcript is spliced from 2 exons. The record is from RefSeq and is a predicted model, not a curated record. Gene Ontology annotation, molecular function: protein binding. The coding region runs from base 278 to 3262 and encodes 994 amino acids. Lineage: Eukaryota; Filasterea; Ministeriida; Capsasporidae.
CUCAGAAAUCUUGCUAGAUGUCUGAAACAGUAGAGCCAAUACAACGCUUCCAAAACCUGGGACACGCAAUCUCCUGGCAAAGCUCUUUGUUCGCACCUGGGACGCCCAAUGCAAGGCCGAACCAAGCGCUGGUGCUAUCGCGGGUUCGGGUGUCGCCGGUCUGCCUCCUCUGUCCAAGGCCAAGAGCAAGAGCAAGGGCAAGGACGACCGAACCGCGUGUGCUGCGGGACCGUCCAACGGAUCUCAUGCUUCAGCCUCUGCAGCAGCCCCAGCCACGAUGACUGCAUGGACGCACGAUACUCGCUCGGGUGCAGCUCUGCUCGCGAUGCUUCCGCCAAAUGUUUGCGAGAAGCAGCGUCCCAAGAUUGCCAACGGAAAGCCGGAAACCUGGGACACUACUGUGCUUGCAUCCAUCCUCUUGAACGUGUUGCCGCUCAGCGAGAACGAUCGCAGUGCAGUCCGCGAGAUUGUCGAGUAUCGCAACGACUUUGCUCAUGCCACGGCGUCUGAGAUUACGCCGCUCGAGUACGCGAGAAUCCGCGACGGACUGCGCGCAGCCCUCGUCGACAAACUGGCCACGGAUGCCGCCGAAUUCGACGCCUGCAUCAUCGAAACACUGCACAGAGUGUCGGCGCCCGCACCAGACGCCGUCGCGGCUGCAGAGCGCGAGAAGGCUGCUGGCAACGAGCUGUUCAAGCAAAACGCAUUCGACGAAGCCAUCAAGUGCUACACCGCUGCCCUCCUUCGCGUCGAGCAUUAUCCGUUCGAGCUUACUGCAAUCCUCCUGACCAACCGCGCCACGGCUCAUCUGAAACUCGCACAUUUCGUCGAGGCCAAGCAUGAUGCCAAGCGUGCGCUUCUGCAGGGCACGCCGGCGUUCAAGGCACACCUCCGUCUGGCAGAGGCGUAUCUGAAGUGCGGCAAGCACACCAAGGCCUGCAAGCACGCCGAAUGCGCGUACAGUGGCUUCCAGCCGGGUACUGCCGAGAAACGCCUAGCACGCGAGCUGCUCGACAAGUGCCGCCUUGAGCGCGCCAUAAUCGAACGUGGGGAGGACCAGAAUUCAGCGUAUUCCGCGGCAUUUCUGAAUGCGGCCGAGUCUCCGUUCCGCCAGCGAGACGUGGCCCGAGAGCUCCAGCUGAACGUCCAAGCACACAAGUUGCGAGAUGAUGGCAAGUUUGCACAGGCCUAUCCACUCUUUCUGCGUCUGGCGCAGCUUGGCAACGCGAUUGGCAUGUACAACGUUGGUCUUUUUCUGAUGAAUGGGCAAGGAGUUGCUCAAGACAUCGCGCAGGCAACUGCCUGGUUUGAGAAAGCGACGCAAGUCCCGAUUCGUGAUGACCAGGAGUUCAAGGACCAGCGGGCCGCGAUAGGAUUAGCGUUUGUUGCGCUCGGCAACAAUCACUUCAAUGGUAUCGGCUGCUCCAAAAAUUUACGCUUGGCGUUAACCUACUACCAGCGUGCUGCCGCUCUCGAGGCGCCCAUGGGCUACAAAAUGCUUGGCCUGUAUCACUGGGAGGGCGUCGAUGAAUUACCCGUCGACCGGGCGCUCGCGCGAGAUUACUUCCGCCUUGCAGUUGAAGCCGGGAGCCAUGAGAGUAUGACCAACAUGAGCUUGCUACUACGCGACUUGGGCAUGUUGGAACGCGCAGCGCAGUGGGCAGACACGGCCGAAAGGUUUGGCAUUUAUGCAGCUACCGCGUUGGCAUCGGAGAUUCGAUCGACUAUUCAACGAGUAGGCCCUAAAGCCCUUCAACAGGUCCAAGAAUUUUGCAAUAUGAUGCCUCGGCUCCGCGCUCCUCCGACUUUGCUACCGUUCAACCAGUAUCCCACGCUGGACGAGCUGGAGGCCAUCGCCUCGCCGACUGUCUACCUGAGCAGUCUGAUCAGUGCCAAGCGUCAGCUGAUCGCUGCGAUCGAUGAAUUUCGCAGGAACCCAGUGACAGCCGACAGCACGCGUCGCCUCAUUUCGCGGGCAGCGAGCGCCAGGCGUACCGUUGACGGCGGGCUUGUUUGUGAUCCGGAAAGUGCGGCAGUCCUUCAAGUCAUUCUCGAGCAAUCACAUCCAGACGAGACCUUGGAACAUGACAGACGUACUCUGCUGUCUGGCACAGAGGUUGAGUACGCGAUCUCGGCUGCCAACCAAUACUGCGAGGACAGCUUCCUCAACCUGCGGACCGGGUGCCAGCUGAUGUUUGAUUCCUCAGACAAAGACAAAGAAAAGGGACUGUUCUAUCUGCGCCGCGCCUUCCAGAUCGUGGCCAACCGCAGCGAGAACGACCUUGAGCGACUUGACGUGACGUAUUCACUGGGCACUGCGUACCGGAUCUGUGACAAGCCCGAGCAAGCGCGCAAACUCUUCAUGCAAUUUCUCGAGCACAGACACCUUGGUCAUCGUAAAGUAUGCGAAGCGUACUUUCAGCUGGGAAUCCUGGCUCUUAUGCGCCAUGAUUCUGUCGAGCAAAGUUGUCGUGAAGCGCAAACGCUCCUCGAUCUGGGCAUUGCGGCACAGCACACCUUGCCGGGAUUUCUGCAGCCACGCCACAAGUCACCCAAUCGUGAGCUGCUCGAGGACCUUUUGGCCAUGUUCGCCAAGCGGUACCCUGCCGUCCCUCAAGAGGGCGGCCAUGUAUUGGCGGGACCUCGUGCUCCUGAAGCCUUAAUGCCGCGUGGUCUCUCCUCCAAGGUCCUUGAAGUGUAUCGCUCGUCGCGCGUGAAGUUUCUGAAGGAGGCCCAACACAUCAAGCCUACGUUCACAUUCACAACACCCAGCGAACACAUCACCUCUGCUGACACUUUGCCCCUCUCCCCGAUUCAAAUCGACGAGAUGUUUCUCCCUUGCGUCGAAAGGCUGUAUCACAACCGUGUCGUUGAGUGCGUGAUUGUGGGAAGUGGCUUUCGCGUGACCCCCAUCUCGUAUAUUGUCGAAGACUCAUCGCGAGCUCCGGCCAUAUUGAGCAUCUACAACCUCUCUGCGGCGCAAGAGAGGUUGCUUGUGCCUGGCCGAGUUAUCAAGAUCAUUUCUCCGUUGGCACGUGUGCCACAGUCGGGCCCGAUAUGCAUUCGUGUCGAUGACCCUCAGCACCGCUUGUUUAUUGGUGAUCACAUCCCGCUGUGUUGGUUCUGCCUCAAGCAGCAAGAAGCCUCUCUACUCAUGACGUGCGGACGAUGCAAGCAGGCGAAGUACUGCUCCGAGACGUGUCAACGAAGCGACUGGCAGCAGAACGGCCACAAGUUUUUAUGCACGGCGUCCACCCGUUGACACUCUGCAUGUGUUUGUGUGUGUGUGUGUGUGUGUGUGUGUGUGUGUGUGUG